Messenger RNA from Cicer arietinum (chickpea), 1707 nucleotides. RefSeq names its product indole-3-glycerol phosphate synthase, chloroplastic-like. The record is from RefSeq and is a predicted model, not a curated record. NCBI's taxonomy places the organism in Eukaryota, Viridiplantae, Streptophyta, Magnoliopsida, Fabales, Fabaceae. Gene Ontology annotation, molecular function: phosphoribosylanthranilate isomerase activity; indole-3-glycerol-phosphate synthase activity. Gene Ontology annotation, biological process: L-tryptophan biosynthetic process.
UGUAUGUGUACCAAAAGAUGAGUGAUUUGGGGUUGUUUCAUCUUCUUUUGGUUCCUAAAUCCUUCCCAUUUCAAUGUUUCAGCCACAAAAUUCUUGAACAAACAUUUUCAGAAAUCCAAAACAAAUGUGGUAAGCACAACUAACCAAGUUUUUUUCAUAGGACGAAAGAAAAAAGUUUAUUUCCUUAAACGACAGUUCUGGUUCCUAACCUAUGUAAUGUGACACAUCCAUCCCCUUCACUUUCAAUUUCAAAAAUUUCAUCUUUCUCUGUUUUUUUUUUUAUCUUCAACUUUUCAAUCUCGUUUUACCCUUUUCAAUGGAGUCCUUGAUUUCUUUCAAGGGUACCUUUCACGUCUGCCCUUCAUUCUCUUCCAAACCCACAACCAGGAUUUCUCCAACCCAAGUGAAUAUUUGUAGAAAAAAUUCACUUUUUAGUUUUUCUGUUCGAGCACAGGUGGAUCCUAAUGAAGGUUCAAGUACAAUAGCCACAUCUAGUGAAUCUGUGGUUGAUGCUCUCAAAGUUAAGGAGUGGGAAGUAGGAAUGUUUCAUAAUGAGGUUGCUGCUAGUCAAGGGAUUAGAAUAAGGAGAAGGCCACCGACUGGACCCCCUGCUCAUUAUGUAGGACCUUUUCAAUUCCGGUUGCAGAAUGAGGGCAACACGCCUCGCAACAUCUUGGAAGAGAUUGUGUGGAACAAGGACAUUGAAGUCGCACAACUUAAAGAAAGAAAGCCCCUUAUUACGCUUAAGAAGGCCCUUGAAAAUGCACCUCCUGUUAGGGAUUUUAUUGGGGCUCUAAGGGCAGCAAAUGAACGAACUGGAUUGCCGGGACUGAUUGCUGAAGUGAAGAAGGCUUCACCAAGUAGAGGCAUCUUGAGAGAAGAUUUCGAUCCAGUUGAGAUUGCUCGAUCUUAUGAGAAGGGCGGAGCAGCAUGCCUAAGUGUUCUGACAGAUGAAAAGUUUUUUAAGGGAAGCUUUGAAAAUCUUGAGGCAAUAAGAAAUGCUGGAGUAAAGUGCCCUUUGUUGUGCAAAGAGUUCAUCAUAGAAGCUUGGCAACUCUACUAUGCUCGAUCUAAAGGCGCAGAUGCAGUCCUUCUAAUCGCCGCUGUUUUACCUGAUCUAGACAUCAAAUACAUGACUAAGAUAUGCAAAUUACUUGGAAUGACAGCUCUUGUUGAGGUGCACGAUGAGAGGGAAUUUGAUCGUGUUCUUGGAAUAGAGGGGGUUGAACUUAUUGGCAUCAACAACCGUAAUCUCGAAACAUUCGAGGUUGAUAUUGGCAUCACAAAGAAGCUUCUUGAAGGAGAGCGAGGCAAAAUAAUCCGUGAGAAAAACAUAAUUAUGGUUGGAGAAUCUGGUCUGUUCACUCCUGAAGAUAUUGCUUAUGUACAAGAAGCAGGAGUUAGAGCUGUUUUGGUGGGAGAGUCUAUUGUGAAACAAAGUGACCCUGGAAAGGGAAUUAGCAAACUCUUUGGCAAAGAUAUAUCUAUUUGAGUUUACAGAUUUAUAUAGGAGAUUAUAUUAAGUUUCUUCAUCUGGUGCCUUUUGUAUUUGAUUGUACUAAAUUAUCAAAACCUUGUCAGAAGCAAACAUGUACCGAAUUAUCUUUUUGUGUUGACAGUUUUUCAUUGUAGAUUAUUGAAUAACUUUUACAUUUUGUUUGUACUAAAUUAUCAAAAUCUUUUUGUUAUGUCAAAAAUUUAAGGUGA